UGAUAAGAGGAAGAGACAACUUUUUUUUUUUUUUUUUAACUUGUCUGCCUCUGAUUGGCUGCGGAAGCAAUAAAGUGCAGUGUGACCGGGUGCAAGUCCUCCGCCGGUACUGGCUGGCUGCGAAGGGGCGGGCUUAGCCCCUCUAGGGUGUCAUCUCCGCGCCGACGGUCAAUCGUUUGUUUUUAUUAUGAGAAAAGUUCGAUUCGGGGAGACACGGGCGAGCGCAGCUGGACAAAGGUAAGUCCGCCGAGCCACGCUUUGCCACCCUGUGCACGGGUCGCGUGAUGAUUGGCAAUAAAAGGACGCUGAGCUACAUGGAGUCCUUGGGCCACGGGAAAGUCGCCCGGCUGGACAAGAUGAACCCGCAGGGCAGCGGUACAGGCCUGUGUAAAGCCAGGGGUCUGCCACCUUACUCCACCGAGGACCCGCUCAACUACAAUGGCACCUACUUUGCUUACUACCUAAAGGGCCAGGACGGCUCCGAUGUGCCCUUGCGGUGGAGCCCCCCGGGCCCAUACCUGCAUGACAGAAGAAACACAGUGGUCCAUCCGUUGACCUCGGAGAGGCCUUUGCCCUCUGGACUGAUGUACCGACCGGAGAAGGACUUAGGGCAAGCCUUUGCCCCGGAGAAGACGUCCCCCUUGCUGCUUGGCGACAAGUGGGGUGACUUUGUGGACAGGCAGAGCAAAGUGAGCCACGGUUCUGGACUGCACGCCCCGGUGGCCGUUAGGAAGAUGGCCCUCGGCGGCACAGCAGGAAACGCUCCCCCGGAACACUCGGUGGGCAGUCUUGCCAUUCCCAAGCCCCUCUACAAGACAAGAAUCUGCUGCGCGGAUGCCGAAUGUAAGACACGCGGCUGUGUGCCCCUGGAGCCGGAGGCCGAGCGCAUCCAAGGACGUCCGUAUGAGGCAGACUGGCGGGGCAGUUCGGCGGGGCUGUGCUACGGUGCCCUGCCAGCCCUGGACAAGCGGACAUCGCUGCUGGAGGCCGACUCGCUUCAGCUGGAGCCAAGCGGCGCUACUCGGCGCCAGUCAAAGGAGCUGGGUCAUCCCGGCUACGUGCCUGCAGGUCAUUUGGGAGCAGUGGGUGUGUCGGCAUUUCCAGACCCCAGCUACAACGCGGUGCCCUUUAACGGCCCCCCUCAUGCGUUGCCCGUUUCCUCCCACAAAGGGUGUGUCAACGUUUCACAGCCCUCCGACGUCUACCACCAUGACGCGCCUGCUGGCCUUCCCAAAGGCUACCACGAGAUGCACGUGGCGCCCCACUCCCGCUUGCCAACCCCCAUCUAUCAGGAGAGGUCACCCGUUUCCAAAUUUGCCCAUCUGCCCCAAAGACAUUUGUAUCUUUGCCCGCCUGGCGCCCUGGACUUGGACAAGUCUCCAAAUUACAAAGUACUGGAGCAUCAGUUUGUGAACGAAUCCUCGAGCCUCAGCCCGCAGAACAUCAGGGGCUCGUAUCCCCCCAGGUCGGAGCGAUAUGUUUAUCGGAGUCCCCCUCCGCCAUACAGUGCGGCUGUCUCCCUCCCGUACGCCGUGAUUCCUACUGGCGCUCCGAGUCUCUCCUCUGCCGGGCGAUAUGACCUCCCCUCUUACCCAUACAAGCACCACCAUGGCCCGGGGGGGCUGAAGAGGGCAUUUUCCGAGACGGCCGGCCCGCCAGUACAAAUGGAGAUGGCAGACCGUGGCGUGAGCGUGGCGGCUCAUAAACUCCACGUGAUGGUCCCAUCCAGAGAGUUCGGCAGCUACCGGCACGGCCCCAGCGCUUUCCAUCCAGUGCACGGCUCUUACGGCAUCGACAACUCCACCCGUGUCCCGAGCGAGGCAUCUGCCUACUGCCAGGCUGGCAUCUACUCAGACAGGAAUGCCGUCCCCGGCAUGGGACAGAGUGCCGCAGCGUUCCCGGAAUGCAGAAGGCCAGGCGGCGAGGUGGAUGGUCUGGGCCUGAUGGACUCCCCUCGCGGCCGGCCGCAGGAAGACGGCGAAGGGGCCUAUGCUGCCGGGGGCUCUGAUGGGAGGAUGGACGAGAAGCAGAAAGCGGCGGUGGGAGAAGAGGACACCGCCUGCCCCUCUUCGCCACCCAUGCCAGUGAUCAACAACGUGUUCAGUUUGGCUCCCUACAAAGCCUACUUGGAGGCCUCUGGGAUUCUGCCCUCGCAGAGUGACGUUAAGGAUGGCGCGCCCCGCCUAAAGAGCCCAAAGGUGGAGGAGCGCAGCGAGCCAGAUGGUCCGAAGCAGGAAGUGGAGAGGGCCGAGCUGGGCCCCUGCAAGCGGGAAGUGGAAACGGAGGAUGCCGGUGGGUACCCGCUGAAGCAGGAGGACAGAGACGUGUGUGACGCGGGCCCGCCGAGGCUCUUUGAACGCGACAUUAAAGUAGAAGACAUGCAGGGGGAAGAUACGGCGCUGGACCUCCGAGUCAAGAAGCCAACAGAUGGCCAAGUGGUCUCUGCAGUCAAAGCGGAAGCCGCCGAUGAAUCUCCUCGCGCCAACGGCAGGCCCUCUGCUGAACCUUUUGCGCUCAAGCCAUCUUCGCGGACCCUCGGAGAUUCCCGGCCAGACGGCGCCGGUCAAGUCUGCCCUUUGUAUGAGCAGAGUCCCCUGCCGUGCCUCAAGCUGUCGGCCAUUAAGCUCAUUUUGCCCGAUAUUGUCAAGACGGCGCCCCCUAGUGUUCCAGAUUUUUCUCUUCCAGUAGGAGAUGGCAGUGUCAAUGAAAAGUCUCAGAGACACUCGCUGCGCUACUUCAUGGAGCUCCACCACUCCCUGUGCAAGCUCAUCGAUGGCGCCAUCGCUGUGUGUGGCAAGGAGGAGCUUGGCAGCCUCCUGGCAAAAACGGAGCAGGACCCUGACCCGGACACCGUGCCCACCAAGCCCAAGAGCAUUCCACAAAUUCUGGAGGUGUUCAGAUCGUCCUGUGGAAAAGAGAUGUCGGUGAAGAGCGGGGAAAUCUCAUCUGCCCUGAGCUGCGUCCUCUCCCAGCUCGAGACCUACAUUUACAUUCGCAAGUGUCCGUUCCCCCACGUGAUCCGGACGGGUACCAUCUUCAUUCCGAUGUUGGUGGUCAAGGAGACUUUGUUUCCCCAGCUGGAGGGGGCGCUGGUUGACCAGGUGCUCCAAGAGCACCGGGUGGAGCUGAGGCCCACGACACUGUCGGAGGAGCGCCACCUCACCCAGGUGCAGCAGCGUGGCUGCUCGUCCAAACUGCGGCGGCUGCUGUCCCUCAAACACCUGCCUGACAUCUACCCCGACCUGCUGAAGCUCUACUGUGAUGCCAGCCUGCGGACCCACCUGGGCACAGAAUGCGACGCCCCGGUCCAAACGGAGCCCUCGGAGACCCCAUCAAGUCCUCCUCCGCAUCACGGACAUCAAGCAACAGCCAAGCAGCUGCGGCCUGGGCUCCACUUCCAAAGAAAGAGAAGGAAGGGGCGACGACGAAACCCAUUGAACAGGACCUUUGUGGGCACUUCUGAAAUGGGCCCAUUGGAAAAUGACACCAUCCGGGUGAGGGACAAGAGGGGCAGACUGAAGGCUGCCACACUUAGGGAGACCACGUCUUUUCGAAACUCUAGUCAGGUGACUGUGCAGCAAAUAAAGCCGAAAAAGUUACUCAAAGGCGUCUGGGGCCGGAGGAAGAAAAAGCCUGGCAUGGGGGGCAAGACCAAGCAAAAGAGGGCUUUUGAGAAGAGCCACGCGGCGGGCCUGGUACUUAAGCUGAAGCGUAUGCCUUUGAGAGGCAAGGCCAGUGGCAGGGAGUGUGGCUUCUCGCCUCAAGAGUCGUGUGGGAUCAAAGUGCAGCUCACCGAGGUCACCAGCGAGCAAAGUGGCCGUGCUCCAAAGAAGCCACUGCCCAGGUUGGCCCACGCUGCCCUGUCGUCAAGAAAGCUGCGUGCCUCCGCCACGGCGGGCAGCCUGCGGUCCACCCGCAGCACCUCCAAGGUCCUGCACUUGCGCAGGUCGGUCGUGCAGAUCAAGUUUCGCCGCCUGCUGUCGUUGCGCCCUGGCACACCUCGAGGCCGGAGGCGGGCGCCGCGGGCAGGCUACCCGGACCUCGUGGGCAAGCGCAUUCGCCACCUCUAUGAGGAGAAGGACAAGUCGGAAGUGUGGUACCAGGGGAUGGUGGUGCGUGUGCACGAGAAGCACCCAAACCCCCUCAAGACCGUUUAUGAGGUGAAAUAUGACAGCGAGCCCGAGUGGCAGUACUACCUGGAGCUGCUGCAGGACUACCGUAAGGGUUGGCUCGUCCUGGAGGACUGACGGCUGCCCUGCUCCACCACGGGGACUCCAGCUGUGAAUUUAUGGCCCCCUUGUUCGUUUGUGUGAAUGGCAAUUUUGUACAAGUUCAAUAAAUGUGUUGUUUUUCAG
Erpetoichthys calabaricus (reedfish) is the source of this 4355-nucleotide messenger RNA. It is a transcript of the gene prmt2ip, whose product is annotated as chromosome 17 C15orf39 homolog. The transcript has 3 exons. NCBI's taxonomy places the organism in Eukaryota, Metazoa, Chordata, Cladistia, Polypteriformes, Polypteridae. The record is from RefSeq and is a predicted model, not a curated record. Bases 285 to 4247 code for a protein of 1320 amino acids.